Messenger RNA from Betta splendens (Siamese fighting fish), 5644 nucleotides. RefSeq names its product paired amphipathic helix protein Sin3a-like. The record is from RefSeq and is a predicted model, not a curated record. Gene Ontology annotation, biological process: negative regulation of transcription by RNA polymerase II. Bases 383 to 4246 code for a protein of 1287 amino acids. NCBI's taxonomy places the organism in Eukaryota, Metazoa, Chordata, Actinopteri, Anabantiformes, Osphronemidae. Gene Ontology annotation, cellular component: chromatin. Gene Ontology annotation, molecular function: transcription corepressor activity. The transcript is spliced from 21 exons.
GUUAGCGCUGCUUUCGCUCAGCUGUCACCUCAGUGCGUCCAACGCACCUGAGCGGAGACACUGACCGGCUGCGUUUACUGUAUUUGUUGUUGUUCUGGGGAGCGGACCAAUCCCAGCUCGGACUGGGAGGAGACUGGUCGCCGUCACGAUAGACACGCCUCUAUGUUCAAGGAACACCGCUUCAUACAUACACUGUUGUUAGCGACGUAGCCGCUACGGACAAUUUUCUGAUAAUUCUGUUGGCGACCGCUUCUCUUAAGUUUACUUUUUGCCACAGGCGGGUGAAUGCGCGAGUAACGGUUUACUGGCUGGGUCCCGUUGCAGCGGUGUCUGAAGUUGUUGCUGGUGGCAGUUCUGUGAGCCCCUUGAGUAUGUGUAUACAAUGAAGAGGCGUGCGGAGGACCCGGAACCAAUAUUUGCAGCUCAGCAACAGCAAUCACGUCGCCCCCCAGUUCAAGGCGUUGCAGAGAGCUUACAGCAUAGGGCCCUCGUCCCGGCCCCUGCUGCGAUAGAGGCAGCCACAGACAGCAUGCAGCCGUCCACCGGCAUCCAGUUCUCUCUCCCCCAGGGCUACCAGAUGCCUCAGAGCACAAGUGGACAUGGACAUAACAACACGGCGCCUAAUGCUGGUGCCCAUGCACACACUGUAGCUGUUCAGUCUCAGGGUCCAGCAGUGGUCCAGGCUCAUGUUCAUCCACCUGCACCCAUGACAUCACCCCAAGGACAGCAGCAGUUCCAGCGACUGAAGGUUGAAGAUGCUUUGUCCUAUCUGGAUCAAGUAAAGCUGCAAUUUGGGAAUCAACCCCAAGUAUAUAAUGAUUUUCUUGAUAUUAUGAAAGAGUUCAAGUCACAAAGCAUAGACACUCCUGGAGUCAUCAACCGCGUGUCUCAGCUGUUCAAGGGCCACCCAGACCUCAUAAUGGGCUUUAACACUUUCUUGCCACCUGGAUAUAAAAUUGAGGUUCAAACCAACGAUCUAGUCAAUGUGACCACGCCAGGUCAGAUCCACUACAUCACCCCUCAAGGUAUUUCAGUUCAGAACCUCCCAGUGACAGCAGCAUCCAGCCAACCUGCAAGCCAGCACCAGAGUCUGCCACAGCCUGGCCCAAACACUACCACCACUCCGCCCACCCCCACUCAGCCAACUCCAAGUAAAACCAGCAAGCCAGUUCAGUCUCCAGCCCAUACACCCACCAGCCAGACCAAUCCAUCCAUCCCAUCGUAUGCCUCACCGAGAUCCCCCUCAGUUCAGUCCCAUACUCCUGUGAGCAGCACGCCCUCUGCUGGGCCACCCCUCCAGAAUAACCAGCCAGUGGAGUUUAACCACGCCAUAAACUAUGUCAACAAGAUCAAGAACCGAUUUCAGGGUCAGCCAGAUGUCUACAAAGCCUUCCUGGAAAUCCUGCACACAUACCAGAAGGAACAGAGAAAUGCUAAAGAGGCAGGAGGAAACUAUACCCCAGCACUGACGGAGCAGGAGGUCUACACCCAGGUAGCAAGGCUCUUCAAAAACCAGGAGGACCUUCUGUCAGAGUUUGGGCAGUUCUUACCAGAUGCAAACAGCUCAGUGCUGCUGAGUAAGGCCGCUCCAGACAGGGCAGAGUCUGUGCGUAACGAUCAUGGAGGGACAGUGAAGAGACCUCUGCUUAACAACAAACAAAGACUGACCCCGAAUGGGCUGCCUAUUAGAAGACCUGCAGGAGUUGGAAUCGCACCUCCUGUGAAGAAAAAACCAAAAGGUAUUGAGAAGGAACACGGCCUGAAUGAAGUCAGCAAACACAGCACCAGCACUGAGACCAUGUUUUUUGAGAAGGUUAAGAAGGCUCUUCGGAGCUCUGAGGCAUAUGACAACUUCCUUCGCUGUCUGCACAUCUUCAAUCAGGAAGUGAUUUCACGCGCUGAGCUGGUGCAGCUGGUCAUCCCAUUUCUAGGAAAAUUUCCAGAGCUGUUCACUUGGUUUAAGAACUUCUUGGGCUACCGGGAGUCCAGUCACGGAGAGUCGGGCCAUGCAGAGACUCUUCCUAAAGAGCGUGCAACAGAGGGUAUUGCCAUGGAGAUUGACUAUUCUUCCUGUAAGAGGCUGGGGUCUAGUUAUAGAGCUCUUCCAAAAAGCUACCAGCAGCCCAAGUGCACAGGGAGGACGCCGCUGUGCAGAGAGGUGCUGAAUGACACGUGGGUGUCCUUUCCUUCGUGGUCUGAGGAUUCUACGUUUGUGACCUCAAAGAAGACUCAGUAUGAGGAGCACAUUUACAGAUGUGAAGAUGAGCGCUUUGAGCUGGAUGUUGUGCUGGAGACCAACCUCGCCACAAUAAGAGCGCUGGAGACUGUGCAGCGCAGGGUUUCCCGCAUGUCAGCUGAGGAGCAGUUGCGGUUCAAGCUGGACAACACGCUGGGCGGCUCGUCUGAGGUAAUUCACCGGAAGGCUAUCCAGAGGAUAUACGGGGACAAGGCCCAGGACAUCAUCGAUGGCCUCAAGAAAAACCCAGCUGUGUGUGUGCCAAUCGUGCUGAAAAGAUUAAAAAUGAAGGAGGACGAGUGGAGAGAAGCACAGCGAGGUUUCAACAAAAUCUGGCGCGAACAGAAUGAGAAGUAUUAUCUGAAGUCUCUCGACCAUCAAGGCAUCAACUUCAAGCAGAAUGACACCAAAGUUUUGCGCUCAAAGACUUUGCUCAAUGAAAUUGAGAUGCUGUACGAUGAUCGCCAGGAGCGAGCCUCAGAGGAAACCUCUUCCCCACCGCCAAGUGGCCCUCACAUGACCCUGAGCUACGACGACAGCCAGAUCCUGGAGGACGCUGCUGCGCUCAUCAUCCACCACGUCAAAAGACAAGUGGGCAUUCAGAAAGACGACAAGUACAAGAUCAAACAGAUAAUCCACCACUUCAUCCCUGACCUGCUGUUUGCUCGGCGAGGCGAGCUCUCUGAUGUGGAGGAGGAGGAAGAGGAGGAGGAGGAGGAAGACGACUUAGAGAUGGAUCAAGACGCCCCUAAGAAGCACAACGGCCUGCCAGGCAGCAGCCCCACCAAGUCCAAGCUGCUGUUCAGCAACACGGCAGCGCAGAAGCUCCGCGGCGUCGACGACGCCUACAACCUCUUCUUCGCCAACAACUACUGGUACGUCUUCCUUCGUCUGCACCACAUCCUCUGUUCCCGUCUGCUCCGCAUCUACGCCCAAGCAGAGAGGCAGAUUGAAGAGGAUGCCCGCGAGCGAGAGUGGGAGAGAGAGGUGUUGGGACUGAAGAAGGAGAAGAAUGAAAAUCCAGCGAUCCAGCUGAAGAUGAAGGAGCCGAUGGACGUCGACGUUGAGGAUUAUUACUCGGUGUUUCUGGAGAUGGUGCGUAAUCUUUUGGAUGGAAACAUGGAGCCAGCUCAGUACGAGGACUCCCUGAGGGAGAUGUUUACUAUCCACGCCUACAUCGCCUUCACGAUGGACAAACUAAUCCAGAGCAUUGUUCGGCAGCUCCAGCACAUUGUCACGGAUGACGGAUGUGCACGUGUAACGGACAUGUACCUGUCUGAAAGUGCCAACAAAGCCACAGGGGGCACGUUGUCCUCGCAGGCGUCCAGGUCCUCAGCAGAAGGAGCCUACCAGCGCAAAGUGGAGCAGCUCAUGUCGGACGAGAACUGCUUCAAGGUGAUGUUUGUAAAGAGUCGAGGGGCCGUGAGUCUGGCCAUGGAGCUGCUGGACACGGAAGAGGAGAACUCUGAUGAACCAGCAGACGCAGAGCGGUGGUCGGACUAUGUGGGCAGAUACCUGAACUCAGACUCUGCAUCCCCAGAGCUGCGCGAGCAUCUGGCCCAGAAGCCAGUGUUCCUCCCCAGGAACUUGAGACGAGUGAGGAAGUGCCAGAGAGGAUGGGAGCAGCUGCAGCAGGAGCGAAUGACCAAGGGCCCGUCGGACAAGUCGCAGGACGGCGGCAGUGAGCUGAAGCUGGAGUGCAUGUUCAAGCUCAACUCCUACAAGAUGGUCUACGUCUGCAAGUCUGAGGACUACAUGUACAGGCACACGGCGCUCACGCGGGCUCACCAGUCCCACCAGCAGGUGAACACCUGCCUGCACCGGCGCUUUCACACCUGGCUGGACGCCUGGGCCAAAGAGCACGUGACCAGCGACAUGGCUGCAGAGAACCACAAGUGGCUGAUGGGAGAAGCACAGGAAGACCAGAUGUCCUGCACCACCAGCCGCUGCCCAGACGUCCUCCAUUAUCUCAACGUUAACAAGUACCGGGUGAAGUACCCGCCGCUGUAGUCUUCACUGUGGCAGUAGCCGUCGUCGCACCAAACCAAACUGCCAGCGAUGACGUAGGAUUUACAGUAGCUUCGUGCAGAUGUUCCCGCCAUUAAUGAAUUUAGUUGCCAAGAUGUCGUCAGUCCACGAUUCAAAAGCCCAUCUGUCAAAGUGAUGUCCUUAUAAAUUAAAUCCAGGUUUUACAAGAAAUGAUUAUUGGGAAAAUAAAACACUUGUGUUGUAUAUUUGCAGCAAAUUACAGCUUAAGAAGGAAUCAUUUGUAACAGUGAUGUGUUUUUGAGCGUCUUCGCAUCAUUUCAUGAGAACAAACGACCUCGACUUCUCUCGUCAGGUAGCAGAAACAAGCCUCCGUUGAAAUGUGUGCGCUCGGACCGGCGUCCAGCUUAAACGUAGAACCUGUGAAUGUUUUCUGGGUAGUGAACGUCUCUGGCAAAUCCUGGCUGGAGUUUUAUCAGAUCAAUGCCAGCAGUGAGUUUCAGAUUUUAUGACCACCUAAACACUUGUAGUGUAAAUAUAUUGUUCAUAGUUUUUGUUUUUUGUUGUUUUAAAUCAAAUGUCAUUUAUGUGUAGCUACAUUAACAUACACAUAGUAUCGAUCUUUAGCUGGAGGUUGGAGAAAAGUUUAUUAAGAAGAUUUUAACUGUUUUUUACCAAAGGAUGUUAAAUAGGAGCCUCUUUGUUUGUGCUGUUGAACAUUUUGUCCCUCAAGUGUCUGUUUAGUAGAACUUUUAUACAUGUUUUCAGCCCUUUCUGCGCAUUUCUACUUUGGGUUGGGAUUGGCGUCACUCGUGGUUUUUGGAUUAUUGAAUGUAACUGAUCAGCGGUUUUUCAGAUACUCUGGAAAACGGUACCAACCCUGUUUGUUACCAGCUGUAAGAUACGUGGUCUCAUGAUGGAGCGCCUGGUUUAGUCUGUGUCCAUGUAUAGUAUGUCUGUACAUGAAUGUGACCUGUGUACAAAGAGCAAUAAUUCCUUCAGUCACAGUUGAUCAAAACGAACUGUUUGUAUUUCUCUGUGAAAUACAAAUGUGAAUUUUGUAUUCCCUUAAAACAGGGACGUAAACUCCAGGUUUUGUAUCGCCUGGUCCCCUCCGCAGGCCGUUGAAACUGCAGCUGGCCGUAGAUGUCUGGUGGGUUAGAACACAGGCUGCGUGGACGCCAACGGGUGCCAGAGCACGUCCUCCUCUGGGCAGCGUUGGUUCCGUCAGCAGCUACAGACAAUCCAAGCGUUUAUUACUGGUUUAAUAUGGAACCUCACAGAAGUGACUGGAGGAGCUGAUUGUAUAUAAAGACAUUGUUUGUACCUCGUUUAAUGUGUCUGUUCUCUUGACUUUUAUGAUGUUGUACAUGAGUGUUAGUUUGGUGUUUGGCAUUAAACUAUUCUUUGAAUAGACAGAAA